Porites lobata is the source of this 4651-nucleotide messenger RNA. The record is from the annotation of a GenBank genome assembly. Lineage: Eukaryota; Metazoa; Cnidaria; Anthozoa; Scleractinia; Poritidae.
GGUUAAUAAUCGAAAGCGAGAUUACCUUUUCCGCAAAACGUUUGCGAACUCGAGCCUCGACACCCUUUAAAAUCUACUGAACUUUUGAUCGAGUAUAUGAUUCAAGAUGGCAAUGCAGCAAAUUAUUCUCCUGAUCACUACAUUGCUUUUCUGCGCAGAAAAGGGUAAGUCUGUAUCAAGUAAACAAUGAAUAGACUUUUAAUAUCGGCAACGUAGUCUUUUUUAAACGCGUCAGUAACAAAAAGUGCUCAUAAAAACAACUUGCCUAAGCGACUAAAAAAUAAAAGAUUAACUAGUUCAAUGACAGAGUUCUUUUGGACUCGAUAAGUUUUUACUCAGUUUUCAUUCAUAGGCCAUGAGAAUCAGUGUAGUUUUAGGUCUUUCCACUGAUGCUAGCGAGAAAAAAAUGAACAAAUGUCUUAACGCCACUAACGAUUGAACAACAGGUAGUAAGUCGUCAUUCAAAGCAAAGACUCAAUAAAGAGUAAAUAGUCAAAGUUUCUCAGUUUUUCUCGCCGAAAACUAUGCUAAAUUAGAGUUUCCAAGUUAUGAAUAUGGUCAUUUCUUAUUUUUUCCAGUCUGAUGGUUUUCUUUUCGUGCGUAGAAGCAACAACGAUUUUACAAACACUUCAAAACAACUCUUGCUUAACAUAAUAAAAUGUUUUCCAAAUUCACUAGAACAUCGCCAUUUUUUAAAACAGCAUUCUUAGAACUGACUUGCCGAUUAACGGUCUCUUUAUACAAAGCAAAGACCAUUAUUCAUCACGCAAUGAACGUUAUUCUAACUCAGUGUACAUCGUCUGCAUAGCUAUGUCACUUUUCCUUCACCACUGUUAUGUAACUUCACGCACGAUUUAGGUCUGAAACCGCGGAAUGUAUAGACAGUAUACACUAGACCUCAUUUCGCUUUGUAGUUUUCCCGCCUACCUUCCUUUAACAACUGCUGACAGAGAUUAAUUAAACCUCAACAAGCACUAUUUUAACCAAAGGAACAGUGGCCUUUUUCCUCGGUUUCUCAGAAAUAAAGGGUUUUUUCGUAGAGUACAGCAAUAUACCCUUUCAAUAAUAUCUUUAGUCAAAAGAUUUUUUUUUGUCAUUGGGAAAGUUCAAGAGACAAUAUUGGUGCCGGAAUUAGCUCCCGCUUCUGUGAAAUUUAAUGACCCAUAGCGCGAACAAAAUCGAAAGAGAAAAGCUGGCCACUGUACCUUUUGGUGACAUGCUUGAAAUAGACCGGAGAUUUGGAAACAUUUUUGUCUAGUAUCACCAUAUUCUCUUAGAAAAAUUAUAUGAUUAACAACAAAAUAACAAAAAACAUUGGAAUUUUAUUUAAGCUUAGACAUUAUGUGCCUAUAAGUACACUCAAACAACUGUAUUAUACUCUCAUAUAUCCUUAUCUAACGUAUGGAUUAAUGAGCUGGGGUACCGCAUACCAAACUAAGUUAAAUAAAAUCAAAGUAAGUCAAAAUAACUGUAUUCGCUGCAUCUUCUUUGCAAAUAAAAGAGAAAGUCCCACACCGUACUUUACACUAUUAGAAAUCUUAACGUUAGAGAAUAUCUUUAAAUUAAAAAUUGGCGCUCUUGGGCAUAAAAUUCAAUAUCAAAAAAAGGAUACACCUCCUGCCCUCUAUGACUUAGUUCAACCGGCUUCAGCUGUCCAUAAUUAUAAUACUAGGUAUGCCACUAAUCAAAACCUGUGCAGACCGUUUUCCAGAACUAAUUAUGGCCCAGCAAGGUUUAGUGUAGUGGCAUCACAGACCUGGGAAGCUACACCAACGAAAAUUAAGUGUCUCCCCUUGAACAGUUUUAAAAAAGAAUAUAAACUCUUUCUACUUGACAGUCAGGCAUCUUGAACAACUCUAAUCUGUUACUUAGUUCUAUUUAUAUAAUUAUUUAAUUUAAAUAGUUUUUUUUACUAGUACUGUAUAACCUCCACCCACUUGUAACUGCUCUGUGGUAGUAUCCAACUCGAAAGCUUGGCUCCUUUGGCUGCUACACACUCUUUUCCUUUUUUAUGUUUAAUUCAAUGUAUAGUUAGCUCUGUUUUUUACUAUUUCCUUUUUUUUCCUUAUUGUUGUAUUGUGAUUGAAUAAGUGUGAACAACUGAACUUGAACUUGAACUUGAACUAGUAUCAUAGUAUCAGCCUACAUAUCUGAGCACUCCAAAGGGGAUAAAAAUAGAUCAAUAAAAGCUACGAUAAAUAAGGUAAACCAGCGCACUUUUUUUCAAUCCACCCGACGUUUUGUUUGCCAAGCAAAAUACAAUCAGAAGCAACUCUCACAAUUUUUUAGAAAAUGCUUAUAUAACGAUUAUUAGACUAAAAUUAGACUACAAGGCGGUCUGAAAUCAGUGUUACGAAAAGCAAAGAACUUAUAAGCAAUUCAAUAGUAGGUAGUUUCACAUAAAAACCAUUUCUCCUUCACUGGGGACAUCCACAUUUGAAGAAGGCUGUAGUUUUAGAAUGAACACAUUCUCCUUGAUUCUACAACGACAGUCCGAUAUAAUUAAAGGGACAGGUUCACGCUUCAGCGAAUGCUCGUCCGCCAUUUCUGAAUUAAGAAUAAUUCUUUCCCGCAGAACUAUGAAUUUCGCGUCUCUAGUUUUCGCGGGAUUUAAACCUCGAACGAUUGAUUGGGAAGAUUAGAACCAACAAGACUAAUUUUAACAUACUAAAUAUCAUUCUUGACAACGAGGCUUGAGGUAAUAUAACAGAAAACAUAUAUUGAUUAGUACCGGCUAACCAACGUAGAACAUUCUCCUACAGGUUUUGCCUUUAAAUGUCUCCAGUGCAGUGGUAACAUGGAGGAAUGUAACAGCAUGAGCGCUAAAAACGUGUCUUGCGCAAUAGGCCAGAACAGAUGCUUGAAAGUGAUGAUGAGUAAAGACGGCAAAGAAUCUGGUUUAUAUGGGUGCGCAUCUGAACGGGACUGCAUGACGGCUAUGAAAUCUUGUGAAGCGGUUGAGAAAAACAACGCCAGGGCAAAGUGUAUGUCCCAAUGCUGCAACACAACGUCUUGCAAUACACCUCCAGCAGAAGGUAUGGUGACUCUCUUUGUUAUAACAUUCAAACUGAAUUUUAUUUUUGUUAAUCCGGCACACUAUAGGAUCUUCUCCAGGAUGACCGGUGGGAUGGGUAGUAGGGUACAAUUUCGUUAGCCCUUACCCUUUACAUGUUGGUAAGUCACAUGGCACGAGAACAGCAACCUGGAGAAUUUUCAACAUUGUGAGUCUUUUGUAUCCGUUUGAAUGGGCUCGAAAGUUUUAACUCAUUUGAACCUCAGCGAAACAACCUCAUCCAGACUCGUCCAACAAGCACUUUGCUUUCUUUCACUAACUUCGUUUCUUGCUGAUUUUGUAUCAGGUGACUAUCACAGCAAAUUUCAAAAUUUAUAAGAGUGCCAUAGUGUGUUACAGCCACAAGGGAGCCUCGCUUUGCGUCUCUUUGAGGACCGUAGUCUCUGGAGGCUGCACUUUUUCCGGAAAUUAAACACUAAAACUCCACAAUGUCUUGUACUUUGUUGACAGCUGAUUAUAUUUUUAAAGGUGGUUGGGAUAUGAUUGUGCUGGUUAGUGUGGUCCUUAAUAGGACUAUUGUUGACAGAGAUUGACUUAUCGACAAACCGUGUGCGGUAUGUCAUCUUCAGAGUAAAAACUGAUAGUAUACUUCAUUUAUAAUAACUUUCAGAUGACAAGUUGAAGUGCUUUAUGUGUCAAAGCACAACUUCCAUGGACGACUGCGAGCAAAACAGUUAUCCUGGAAGCUGCGCAGAUGAACAAAACAAGUGUGGCAAGUUUACCACCGAACUGAUGAUACAAGGAAAGAAGGUCAUGCUGUACCGAAAGGGAUGCCAAACCGAAAUGACCUGUAAAAAGGAAAAUGAUUUGUACGGCCAGGCCUGUGGGUCUGACGACACCUGCGAUUUUAAGUGCUGUGAAGGAGAUUUGUGUAAUGCUGGCUCAUUUGCUUUUGUCAGCGUUGUCUCCCUCUUCACAUGCACCUUGCUGUCUUUUCUUUACAACUAGGACAAUUCUGUAUGGUAGCACCAACGGUUAUGUGAUAGCUGCAGGAUAUUUACAGGCAAUCGUACGAAAGAAUAAUCCAACUCAGCACAUUUGUAUAGUAGUUAAGAAACAUGUUUUUGCUGAAGAAAUUACUGAAAGAAAUGUAGGUUUAGCUACAGAAAAAAGCACCACUUAAUGGCUGGUAAACGUUUUCUAGAUGCUUAUUUUCUUCGUAAUUUUUGUUAAGCUAUCCGCAAAAACGAGUACAAAAAGUAAAGCAAAAUUAACUACAUUAGCGUAGAUUUUACAGCUAUUUUAGCUUUUAAGUCUUAGAUGUCAAAUAAAGCUAGUCAUUCUGAAUAUGUCGGGAUGCCUUUCAAGAAGCAAAGUAAAUCCAGGGGGGUAGGCUCGCCCAGUAGACCCAGGGGGAGGGCCCGGAUCCCCUCCUCUCCACCCAUAAGGCUAUAGGAAAUUAUUUCAUAGAUUAACUCGUUGGUUUUUACUUCUGGAAGUGCGUCUACUAAGAUCUACGAAGUAAUGUUUGAGGAAAACCAUCUCUUUUUCUUGAAGUAAAAGUAGAAAAUCUUUGCUGGUUUAUUCAUUUUGUUAAAAUUCAGAAUUUUUGUUCCAAUUGUGAUCAAUAAAUUCUUG